AUGGCGUCAACUGUAAAGUUUCGGGAUUUAGCUGAUAGUUCCACGUUGACAGCAUUGGCUGCUGUUGUGACAACUAACCAUCAAAAAAUUGUUAAAAAACGAAAAAGGCAGCGGAAGAAAAUGCAACAAACAAUUAUACAAUAUUUUCAAAAUAAGACAAGAUGUAUAAUUGCUAUGCUAAGUGUAGUCAACACAGCAGUUGAAAGAGAAUUUUGGAUCGAACCAACCAGAGGGCACGGAUAUUUUUGGGAACACACAAUUUCUUCGUGGACAGAAGACAGGCUUUGGGUUGAGAAUCUACGCAUGAAAAAGAGUACUUUUUAUUUUAUUUGCGAGCAGCUUUCCCCUGUGUUAAAUAAGCAGGAUACUCGAUUUAGAAUGUCAAUCCCUAUCGAGAAACGUGUGGCUAUUUGCUUGUGGCAUCUGGCAACCGGAGAAGAUCUUCGCUCCCUCGGGUGGAGAUUUGAUGUGGCAAAGAGCACAGCAUGCGAAAUCAUCAACGAAGUUUGCCAAGCAAUCGUAAGCAUUCUGCUGCCGCAAUUCGUCACAUGGCCAACGGGAGAUAAUCUACGAGCUGUUGUUGAUGGAUUUGCUUCAGAGUGGAAUUUUCCUCAAUGUGCUGGAGCAAUUGAUGGAACCCAUAUUCCUAUAACUGCACCUCCGGAGAACCCGGCAUACUAUUACAACAGAAAGGGGUUUUACUCAAUUGUUUUGCAAGCUGUGGUUGACCAUUUAUACAGGUUUACGGAUGUAUACAUCAAAUGGCCGGGAAAAGUGCAUGAUGCUCGAGUGUUGAGUAACUCUAGUCUCUACCACAAAGGUCAGAAUGGUGAACUUUUCCCAGACUGGACAGAAAAUAUUAAUGGCUGUGAUAUACCACUGUUUCUAAUUGGUGAUCCAGCGUAUCCACUGUUAUCUUGGUUGCUUAAAAGAUAUACAAAUGCUGAAGUUGUAAACAGGGAACAAUCAGCAUUUAAUUACCGGCUAAGCAGGGCGAGGAAUGUUGUAGAAGGAGCAUUUGGCAGACUAAAAGGCAGAUUCCGUUGCCUGUUAACAAGAAAUAAUACAACCUUGAAGUAUCUACCACCAAAAAUUGUGCUCAUGUUGUGUCCUUCACAAUCUCUGUGA
Messenger RNA from Dendronephthya gigantea, 1128 nucleotides. RefSeq names its product protein ANTAGONIST OF LIKE HETEROCHROMATIN PROTEIN 1-like. Bases 1 to 1128 code for a protein of 375 amino acids. Lineage: Eukaryota; Metazoa; Cnidaria; Anthozoa; Malacalcyonacea; Nephtheidae. The transcript is spliced from 3 exons. The record is from RefSeq and is a predicted model, not a curated record.